CACAAAUUCACCAUCUGGCUAAAGUCUCUAUUUUUUUUUUUUAUCUUUCAUAGAAUUUCUUGGGAUUCUAAUUUUCCAAAUUGAGUUGUAAAUGAUGCACUCACGUCUUACAAAUAUUUAAGUCAUAAUAUAAUACAACUCUCUAGGAGCUUUGAAUAAUUGGUAAAAUUGUUGUUACGUGAUCAGAAGAUUACGUUUUUAAGCUUUGAAAAUAGUUUCUGGCAGGAAUGCAAGGAAAGAUUACGUACAAUACAUCAUCAGCUUUCAGCUUUUGAUAGAAACGUAAGGUAAGGCUGCAACUUACCAUACACCCUUGUGAUUGGAUCUUUCUCCAAAUCCUGCAUAUAGCUGGCAGUUUAGUACAUCGGGCUGUCAUUUUUUAAUUUUAACAUAAUACAACUAUCUAGGAAAGGAAAAAAACUCUCCUGGCUUAUAAAAUUCCAUAGCUCUAUUAUUUUUUAAAAAAGUUAAUAUUAUUUUGAAACCUUUUCCUUGUUGUCAAAACUAUGUCCAGUAAUAACAAACAUUAUCACCAGCCAGCCAUAAGCUGAAACAGAGUGGCUGAGAAGAUGACCACCACCAUGGCCACUGGCUGUAGCAGCUCCAUCUUCCUCUCCAUCCCAACAACACCAUCAUCCCAAAAGUUGCAAAUCUUAUCAUCACCCAAACAACUUUCUUUCACUAACAAUAAGUUGUCUAUAUUUCCCUUUAUUUGUUCUUCUUCCACUUCUUCAACUCCUCUUGUUCAAGAAGAACAAGAAGAAGAAAAAGAAGAAAAUGGGUCUAAUGAGGAUGUUCUUCAAGCUUCGAUGAACCAAGAAUCUACUUCUGUUUUUCCUCCUGGAGCAUGUAAGGGUUGUGGGGGAGUGGAGAUUGAGAGUGGCUGUAAUGGCGAAGGACGGAUACAAGGAGGGAUCGCGACAGUUCCAGGUUUUGGUUGGUGGCCGAUAAAGGCUUACAGGCCUUGCCCUGCUUUUGUUGCUUCUGGUGGUAGGUACAAAAGGUUCGGACAAAGCAUGGAUGAAGUUGUCUCUGGGAAAGGAGGUAGAGUUAGUUCCAACGGGACAGAUGCCGAGGUUCAAUCAAGCACGAAAAAGAACGGAGCGAAGAGAUCAAAGAGCUAACUGUUUGGAAGGCAAUUUAGUCAGCUUCAAUCCAAUAUUAUGUUUCAAGAGAUUGAAGGAUGUUGAUAUUGUUGUAUUCAGCUACUAACUUGUCAGUUUCUUUGGCUCUCUAUAGGCUUUUUGUGGUAAAAACUUGAAAUGUGUGUCAACAAUUGUAAUCAAGAUGAACUACUACAUUGUUUUAAUUUCAACCAUACUACAUAGUUGGCAACA
Molecule: messenger RNA, 1337 nt
Organism: Capsicum annuum
Lineage: Eukaryota; Viridiplantae; Streptophyta; Magnoliopsida; Solanales; Solanaceae
Exons: 3
Coding region: 570-1124 (184 amino acids)
Cellular component (GO): chloroplast
Source: RefSeq, a predicted model, not a curated record